This is a messenger RNA of Daldinia caldariorum, 1153 nucleotides long. Its product is annotated as Rdx family-domain-containing protein. The transcript has 3 exons. The record is from RefSeq and is a predicted model, not a curated record. NCBI's taxonomy places the organism in Eukaryota, Fungi, Ascomycota, Sordariomycetes, Xylariales, Hypoxylaceae. The coding region runs from base 114 to 722 and encodes 202 amino acids.
GAUCGAUCGACGUUCCACGAUUUACAUCAACCUCGAACUCGACCGCAUCGUCACUACAAUCUCCGUUUCCAUUGCCUCGUAUCACCAUUCGAUUCUGUACGCAAUGUAAAUGGAUGUUGAGAGCCGCAUACUUCGCGCAAGAGCUCCUCUCCACCUUCUCGACCUCCCUCGGCGAGGUAGCCCUGCAGCCGUCCACGGGCGGGACCUUUGUCGUCGAGAUAUUUUUCCAGUCGCCGCCGCCUUCCACCGCCAGUCCCUCCUCCUCCCUCUCCGAUCCCGCCCUCUCCGUCCAAACCCGCGUGCUCUGGGACCGCAAGACCGACGGCGGGUUCCCCGAGACCAAGGAGCUCAAGCGCCGCGUGCGCGACGUCAUCGAGCCGGGCCGGGACCUGGGGCACGUGGACAAGGACUACGCGGCUAGCAGAGCGAAGGGAAGCAGCAGUAGCAGCAGCAAUACUACCACCACCAUUAUUACUGCUACUACUACUACUCCAAAAAACAAUAAUAAUAAUAUUAAUAAUAGUGGUGGUGGUGAAAGUGGUGCUACAAUAACAGCAACAAGAGGAACCGCCCCGUCCCAAGCCGAGGACGACGAAAAUACCCUCGGCUUAAAUACCCACCCGGGGGAAACCGUCGGCGGCCCGGCGUGCAAGCCGGCCGUGGCGAGCGCGCGGACCAACGCCGCGACGCAGGAAGAGGAGGAGUGCGAGGAUUGCAAAUAGAUGAAAGAGGGAAAAGACACAAUCCAUGCAGAUGCCCUCUUCACCCUCUUCAUUCGAACCUCGGGUCCUCCGUAGCCCUUCACCACGGCCGCGUCUAGAAUCCCCAUCCUCCCCAUCCUGUGGAUUAGGAAUAGGUGGUACUAUACCAACGACGAAAGCAGAGAGAGAGACGGUUCGGUGUCGUCUAAAAGACGUCCCAGCCAGCCAGCCAGGUAGGUGGGUGAGUGAGUGAGUGCUUGGGUGGCACAUAUCUGGGGUAACUACGCGAUACCACCACUUCCUAUUGGGGGCCCGUGAGAGCGGCACAUACCAUUCUAUAUAGUUUGACCUAGGUAGAUGCCGAGGUAAUGCACGAUGUGCAUGCAUGCAGCAUGAAAGAUUAGGUAUGUAGCCAAAUGCAAAGAAAAGAAAAAAGUAAUACCUACCUCCUA